AAGUAGAGCCCUGUCUUUAUUAGAGAGAAAACUUAACAAAGGAACAAGUCACCCCCACAAUAUCCCCCACCCCCACCCCAAAAAAUAAUAAUAAUAAUAAAUAAAAUAAAAAUCUAGGGAACAAUCUUCUUUUAAGCCAUAUACCAUAAGCCCCCUUAUAAAUUACUCAUCAGUAACUCAAAUCUCACUUCACAGUCUUUCUCCUCUGAGUCAAUUAUCUCUUACAUUUUUUUUUUUGGUUGCUGUUUUGCUGGUACGAAAUAAAAAAAAAAAAAAAAAAACAAUAGCUAGCAGAAGAGAAGAAGUUAACCAAGAAAAAAGAAAGAAAAAACAAAAUGGUAGCAAAGAAACCAAGAAUUGUGAUAAUAGGAGCAGGAGUGGCUGGUCUAACAGCAGCUAACAAGCUGUACACAGCGAGUGGGUCAAAGGAUGUGUUCGAGCUAUGUGUUGUGGAAGGCGGGUCAAGGAUUGGUGGCAGAAUAAACACUUCCGAGUUUGGUGGUGACCGGAUUGAGAUGGGUGCCACUUGGAUCCACGGCAUUGGAGGCAGCCCAGUUCACAAAAUUGCUCAAGAAAUCCACGCACUUGAAUCUGAGCAGCCAUGGGAAUGCAUGGAUGGUUCCUCUGAGGAUCCAACAAGGGCCACGACUUUUGCUGAAGGUGGGUUCGAGCUCAAUCCUCCUCUGGUUGAGCCCGUUUCCACCGUCUUCAAGUACUUGAUGGAUUGUGCUCAGGGGAAGAAGAAUUUAGCUGAGGAAGCUCCCACGAUUUCCGCGAGCAAUGGCACUCCUGCUCGAAAUCUCAGUGUCGGUUCUUUUCUUCGGCAGGGUCUGGAUGCCUAUUGGGCCUCCAGGAAAAACCAAGAUGAGGAGCUUAUUGGGUAUGGAAAUUGGACCAGAAAGUCCUUGGAAGAAGCGGUCUUCGCAAUGCAUGAGAGCACCCAGCGGACUUAUACAUCUGCCGGUGACCUUCAAGCUCUAGAUUAUAGUGCAGAGAGCGAGUAUGUUAUGUUUCCAGGUGAGGAAAUCACCAUUGCUAAAGGUUACUUGAGCAUAAUUGAGGCUCUGGCCUCUGUUCUACCGCCUGGUUUAAUCCAGCUUGGCAGAAAAGUUACCCGUAUUGAAUGGAGGCCGGAGAGUUAUGAUAUGGAAAAUGGAUAUCAUGGCUCUUCUUCUAGGCCUGUGAAGCUACACUUCCUUGAUGGGUCGGUUAUGUUGGCUGAUCAUGUCAUUGUCACAGUUUCUUUGGGAGUGCUUAAAGCUGGAAUUCAACAGGAUUCAGGUAUGUUUAAUCCUCCUUUGCCUUGUUUCAAGACUGAGGCAAUAUCAAGGCUUGGUUUUGGCGUUGUUAACAAGUUGUUUCUGCAACUGAGUCCCACAAGCCACCAUCGAAUAAGCCAGGGUUUCAACAAGUUCCCUUUCCUCCAAAUGGCUUUUCAUAGGGAGGAUUCAGAAUUCAGGCAAAAAAAGAUACCUUGGUGGAUGAGGAGGACGGCUUCUCUGUUUCCAAUAUAUGAGAAUUCCAGUGUCCUCUUGUCUUGGUUUGCAGGAGAGGAAGCUUUGGAGCUUGAAUCACUCAAUGAUGAGCAGAUCAUUAAUGGGGUUUCUGCAACAGUUUCUAGCUUUUUGACAAAGUCCCAGACGACAGACAACUUCAAUUCCCAUGAAUUGUGCAAUGGGAAUAGUUUUGAGGGGAACUGUGGAGUGACAUUUGCGAAGGUUCUGAAGAGCCAAUGGGGUAGUGAUCCUCUGUUUCUUGGAUCUUACAGUUAUGUAGCUGUUGGAUCAAGUGGAGAUGAUUUGGACAAGAUGGCAGAGCCAUUGCCAAGAUUCAACGGUUGUGAAUCUUCUUCUUCUUCUUCGCCUCCACUUCAAAUUCUGUUUGCAGGGGAAGCAACACAUAGAACCCACUAUUCUACAACCCAUGGAGCUUAUUUUAGCGGUCUUAGAGAAGCCAAUAGGCUUCUCCAACAUUAUAGUUGUGUUGGGGUUUAGAGAAGUUUAGGCUCUUUUUUUUUCUUUUUUCUUUUUUUUGGGACAUUUAUAUUCUACGAUAAUCAUUCUAAUUUUCAUCUACAAUUUCUUUGUUUCUCUUUCUUUGAAGUGGGUGAGAGUGAAGGGUGGGGAGAAAAAAAGCAAAAUCAGGAGGGAUGAAAGAGAAAGAUGGGGACAUUUUUAGAUGUACUGCAUGAACUCAAGAAGUUUCUUUUAUUAUUUUUCUAA
Ziziphus jujuba (common jujube) is the source of this 2222-nucleotide messenger RNA. Its product is annotated as probable polyamine oxidase 5. Gene Ontology annotation, molecular function: polyamine oxidase activity. NCBI's taxonomy places the organism in Eukaryota, Viridiplantae, Streptophyta, Magnoliopsida, Rosales, Rhamnaceae. The record is from RefSeq and is a predicted model, not a curated record. Bases 336 to 1994 code for a protein of 552 amino acids. The transcript has a single exon.